This is a messenger RNA of Lepisosteus oculatus (spotted gar), 2511 nucleotides long. It is a transcript of the gene nat9, whose product is annotated as N-acetyltransferase 9. The record is from RefSeq and is a predicted model, not a curated record. Gene Ontology annotation, molecular function: N-acetyltransferase activity. NCBI's taxonomy places the organism in Eukaryota, Metazoa, Chordata, Actinopteri, Semionotiformes, Lepisosteidae.
CUUGCCUGAGAAGGGCCUAUGGCACUUCUAUCAAAUGUUUGGACAGAGUGGGAUAUAGGUUGCUGUGACCCCACAGACAACGUUGUGAAGAAAAUUCCACAAAUCGCUUUUUUGUCCAUUUACUCUGUGUUCAGUGCGUAAAAAUGCAGCUAGUGAUCACAAAUGAGAGGCAUGCCUUCCAAUUUACAUCAUCAGGUCCAGCAUCAUGAGAAUAAAUGAGGACACGCUGUUGGAAGGACAGAAUGUCGUGUUGGUGCCCUACAACGAGAAUCAUGUUCCCAGGUAUCAUCAGUGGAUGAGCUCCUCCGAGUUGCAGAAGCUGACGGCCUCCGAGCCCCUCACUCUGGAACAGGAGUACGAUAUGCAGAGGAGCUGGAGGGAAGAUGACGACAAGUGCACUUUCAUCAUCCUCGACAAGCAGCGGUGGGCCAGCCCUUCGGUACCAGAGGAGGACUGCAUGGUUGGAGACGUCAACAUUUUCCUGACCGAUCCGGAGGACCCUUCUCUCGGAGAGUUUGAGAUCAUGAUCGCAGAACCCAGCUACAGAGGCAGGGGGUUCGGCAAGGAGGUCACUCGCAUGAUGAUGUGCUAUGGGGUCACCAAGCUUGGAAUUCGCAAAUUUGAAGCCAAAAUUGGAAUGGACAACAACGUGAGCAUCGCCCUGUUCAAGAAAUUUCAGUUUCAGGAGGUGUCCUCGAGCGAGGUUUUCCACGAGGUGACACUACAGCUGACAAUAGACAAAGAGCAGGAGAAGCAGCUCCUCGGCAACCUGGACUUCAUGCAGGAGAAAGACUACAAGAAAGCAAGGGCUCGGCGGCUGGGGGAAGAGUCCUCCAUUGACUGAGGACACCGUCGACGUGCAGAAGCCCCGUUUUCAAACCCGGAAGCCCAUUUUGUAUAUAUUAGCAUUCCGGUUUGAGAACCAGUGGGGUCACGUUUUCCAGUAGAGCUGGGCCUAAAAGCCUUCUACAGGUGACCGAGCAGACACUGCUGUAUAUAAACCCGCCCUGCCUGCCACUGCCUUCCAUGACUAAAUGGUUCAUAACACACUGGUUAAAAUAACUAGCAAUCACACUGAUGUUCAACGGCACACAGGACACACAACAGAAUAACAAAUGUCACUCGAUACUGAAUGCCAGAUACGUUCUUCCCCUGUUUAGGAAUAGUGCGAAUAAGUCUACGUUUAUAAUGUCGAGUCUACGUAUAGUACGUUUACAGUACGAACAUGGUAUUCCUGUCUUUCUCCAUUCUUCCCGUUUGCUAGAGGGGAAGGGCCUGGGAGCUAGGCAGUAUAAGGUGGAGGGGACUAAGUCAAAACAGAACUAAAUAUUUAUUGGAUAAACAAUAUCACUAUGCGAGAGGUUCAAAGACAGGCUUCACAAUAUAGCUAUACACCACCAAACAGACUGGGUCUCUACACACUGCAAGAGCAACUUGAAUAGGAAGCUGAAGCUGUGCUCUGCCUCCAAAUCCCAUGCCAGACUUCCACCAGAAUCACCUUCAGCUGGUAGCAGUAAGGAUAACGGAUUCUGGGACUGCAUACCACAUUUCAGCAGUUCUAUGCAUUUUCCAUAGCAGUGAGAGGGAUAAUUCUAAGCAGGAAAGUAACGGACGUCUGUCUCAUUUUCCUCAAGCCAACCAGCUGUUCUUUUUGGUCAGUGAGUACAACAGAUGUAGAAUUGUGUAUGUGAAUUACCGUAAAAAAAGCUCAUUCAUCUGGAAAAUAUAACAAGUGAAUUAGAUCUAAUUAGUACUUGUGCACAAUGUUGGAGCUGCUAAAUUCUCUUUAACAUCCUCUAACAUUUUGAGUUCUAUUUUCUGCCCCAUCCUGCUUUUUUUAAAAAACUUUUUAAAUGGGAAUAAAAAAACCUACAAACCAAAGCAUCCAAUACACUGUAAGACUGGUUUCCGUAAAUGUUGGAAUGCAUCUUAAUCUGCAGAGAUGAACAGUUGCAUAUUAAGACAUUGAUGCUUAGGACAAACCAUCUAAAUCAUGCUGUUGAACCUGUUUCCCUGAGUUUCUUUAAUGCUUCAAUGUUGAUGCUAGAUCUGAAAACUACAAGUAAUGUAACAAUGAAGCUGGUCCAAAUGGUAUUCUCUGCUCUGUAACCUUUCUUAUUGUACAUUUCAGAAUCUGUAAUUGUUACUUUUUUAGCCUGAAAUUAAUUAUAAAAUAAGUUGUCUGAGUUUCCAAGUUUAUAUCUGCGUUACUUCAUAUUUUUGUAUAGAUGCCUAAUCUAUAGAGCUGCCUGUACAGUAGUUCUCCAGUGUCUCACAUAAGGGAGUCAUUUUAAUGAUCACUACAGGCAACAAAGAAGCUAUUUUUAAUUCAUAGGCAGGGAGGCCCAAUGAGUUCCCAGGUCCUGCUAGUUAUCCAGCCAUCUCUAGUGCCAAAGAAUGGGGAAGGAAACCAAUGGAUUCUGUAAAUUCAGAAUUUUGAAGUCUAGAUGACAUGGUAUGGUGUGCAUUUAACUGAUUAUGGUGAAAAUAAACUUAGCCUUACAAUUUUCU